Myodes glareolus (Bank vole) is the source of this 2124-nucleotide messenger RNA. It is a transcript of the gene Dnajc18, whose product is annotated as DnaJ heat shock protein family (Hsp40) member C18. Gene Ontology annotation, molecular function: Hsp70 protein binding. Gene Ontology annotation, cellular component: endoplasmic reticulum membrane. The record is from RefSeq and is a predicted model, not a curated record. Gene Ontology annotation, biological process: cellular response to misfolded protein. NCBI's taxonomy places the organism in Eukaryota, Metazoa, Chordata, Mammalia, Rodentia, Cricetidae.
UCUGCCAUGAACACUUGGUUCAGCAGCUGAGCACACUGCACUAAUCAGGUCAAGGACAUGGGUGGAUUUCACUCUGGUUAACUCAUGUGCCUUCUUCAUUACAAAGCCACAGUUUUCCCAACUCUGGAUAAUGUACUGCAAAUGUGAGCUGUUAGUCAUAAGCCUCCGGGACUUGAGAGGCUCAGCCGACCUGCUGACUGAAAACCGAUAUGGCGGCCACUCUGGGCAGCGGGGAACGCUGGACCCAAGCUUACAUUGAUGCAAUUAGAAGAAACAAAUACCCAGAAGACAGACGACCUGGCAGUCAUGAUCCCUGUGGUUGCUGUAACUGCAUGAAGGCACAAAAGGAAACAAAGCCUGAGAAUGAGAGGAAUCAGACCCGGCAGGGAGAGGGGAGCUCCACUUACACUGAGGAACAGCUACUUGGGGUCCAAAGAAUCAAGAAGUGCAGAAAUUACUAUGAAAUUCUGGGAGUUUCUCGCAAUGCCAGUGAUGAAGAACUAAAGAAAGCUUACCGGAAGCUUGCUCUGAAGUUUCACCCUGACAAGAACUGCGCUCCUGGAGCAACAGAUGCCUUCAAAGCAAUAGGAAAUGCCUUUGCGGUCCUGAGCAAUCCCGACAAGAGACUCCGCUACGACCAGUAUGGAGAUGAGCAAGUGACUUUCACUGCACCUCGACACAGAUCUUACCAUUAUUACCGGGAUUUUGAAGCUGACAUCUCUCCAGAGGAACUAUUCAAUGUGUUCUUUGGAGGACAUUUUCCUUCAGGAAAUAUUCACAUGUUCUCAAAUGUGACAGAUGACAGUCACUAUUAUCGCAGGCGACCCCGCCAUGAGAGGACACAGACGCACAAGAGAGAGGAAGAAGACAAACCUCAGACUCCAUAUUCCGCAUUUGUUCAGCUGCUUCCAGUUCUGGUGAUUGUGUUUAUUUCUGUCAUUACUCAGCUGCUGGCCACUAACCCCCCAUAUAGUCUAUUCUAUAAAUCAACCUUGGGCUAUACCAUUUCUAGAGAAACGCAGAACCUGCAGGUGCCUUACUUCGUGGAUAAAAACUUCGACAAGGCCUACAGAGGAGCGUCUCUUCGUGACCUGGAGAAGACAAUAGAGAAAGACUAUAUUGACUACAUUCAGACAAGCUGUUGGAAAGAGAAACAGCAAAAGUCAGAGCUGACCAAUCUGGCGGGGCUGUAUCGAGAUGAGCGGCUGCGGCAGAAGGCAGAGUCACUGAAACUUGAAAACUGUGAAAAACUUUCCAAGCUAAUCGGCCUCCGGAGGGGCGGCUGAGACGAAGAUGGCCCGGCUCAGGAUGGGGGUUUCUUACUUGUUACUAUUUACAUUGCAAAUCCAUUUUAUAAUACAAGUUAGGAGAUGAUGAACACUUACUAUCUGCUAACUUUGUUGGGCAGAGCUGCAGGACAUGGAGCCACGCUUGUCACCAUCUGUUUCUUCCAGGCCGGCUCCCAGGGCAGGGACAGUUCAUCUAAGUUACGUGAAUGGUAACGUUUGGACUCAGCUCCACUGUGAACGUAGAUCAGGGCAUCCCAGAGAAGACCCACAUUUCUGCCUUCACCCUCCUUGCAGCAAAAGCCCACUCCCUAGGCAUUUCUAGGCUCAGCCAAUCACUUCAAAGUACUGAUGUGUCUGCCGAGAAUUACACCUCUCUUUGCCAUACACCAUCCCCCAGUGUUCGGUUUUCCACUUCCUAAGGAGAGUAGAGAGAAACUGAACUCUUUGGCCAAUAGUUCAGUGUUAUCCAAGUCUCUCUUGAGGCAGGAGCGUUAGCAAACUGCCUGAUUUGUGGUUUCUUUUCUUUCUUUUUUGAGAGAAGGGCUCACUCUGUAGCCCAGACUAGCCUGGGACUCACUAUACACUCCAAGAUGGCCUUGAAUUUGCAGCUUGGGUUACAGGCGUCAGCUACCAUACCCAGUAAGGUUCCUUUUAUCUCCUUAUUCAGCUCUCUCAGAGGGUCUAGAAAGUCAAAGCUGUGAACAGUCUGGGUGUGGUAGCGCACACCUUUAAUCCUAGCACUCACACAGGCAGAGACAGGCCAAUCUUUAUGAGCUCAAUGCCAGCCUGGGAUGUAUAGCAAGCUCCACACCAGCCAAAGAUGUCAGGAGAUCUU